Messenger RNA from Pogonomyrmex barbatus (red harvester ant), 1297 nucleotides. RefSeq names its product Yip1d-interacting factor 1 (gene Yif1). Gene Ontology annotation, cellular component: COPII-coated ER to Golgi transport vesicle; Golgi membrane; endoplasmic reticulum-Golgi intermediate compartment. NCBI's taxonomy places the organism in Eukaryota, Metazoa, Arthropoda, Insecta, Hymenoptera, Formicidae. Gene Ontology annotation, biological process: endoplasmic reticulum to Golgi vesicle-mediated transport. The record is from RefSeq and is a predicted model, not a curated record.
AAGUAAGAGGUACCAUAAUGACGAUCAAGUAGAAAGAGCAAGAAAGAGCGGAACGGAGGAGCGGAACAUGGCGACGUGGUGUAACGCAAGUUGUUUUUGAUCUCAUCGUCCGCACAUAAUCAGGAUUCCUACGUGCGAACAAAGUGCAGCUUAUCCUGCUGUUUAGGAGCACAGAUCGAGGGACGUGACACAGAUCGUAGAAAUAUGAAUUACAAUCACUCAAAUGCACGCCGAGCUACACUGUGCUAUACUCUCUACACUUGAAACGAAAUGUGCAAUUAGAUAUGAGGAAAAAGCGGAGAGGGAAAACCAAAAAGAUUAUUAGAUCCAUCAGCUGGUUUAUCCACACCAACUCCUCCAAUGACACAGAAUCCAUAUAUGUAUAAUCAACAGAUGCCCAUAAAUAAUGGUGCGAUGCCAGAAUAUGGCUUUAAUGUUGCUGGACAAGGACCAUCUCCAUAUGGAUUUAACCCACAAAUGUCGAGUUACCCAUCCAAUGAUAAUCAAGGAAGAGAAUUUGCGAGCUCACAAUUCGCUACACAAUUCUUGGCUCAACCAGUUGUCACAAACAUGGCUGUACAAUAUGGAAACGCACUGGUUGGUACUGGAAAACAGCAUUUUGAGAAAUAUGUGCCAGUUACAGCGUUGAAAUAUUACUUUGCUGUAAAUACUGAUUAUGUCUUCACAAAAUUAAUGCUGUUGUUCUUCCCAUUUACGCAUAAGGACUGGACUGUAAAAUAUGAACAAGAUGUACCAUUGCAACCACGAUAUGAGACUAAUGCACCAGAUAUGUAUAUUCCCACAAUGGCGUUUUUCACAUAUGUUGCUAUGGCAGGACUAGUUUUAGGCAUGCAAGGACGUUUCACUCACGAACAACUAGGUAUACUAGCUAGCUCCGCUCUUGCUUGGGGUUUGAUCGAAUUACUCAUUCAUACCGUGAGUUUGUACGUGAUGAAUGUUCAAACGAGUUUAAUGACAUUAGAUUUGGUGGCAUAUUGCGGAUAUAAGUAUGUCGGUAUUAACGCAGCUCUGUUAAUAUCGUUGCUAUUUCGCAAGUUUGGUUACUAUGUGAUGCUACUCUACUUCAGCGCUUCUUUAGGUGUCUUUCUAAUGCGAUCAUUAAAAUUAAGAGUCAUUCCACAAGGCCACAGUUCGUACACAGCCUCUGGUAAUAAGAGACGACUUUACUUUAUACUGUCUUUGGCUGGUAUGCAACCCGUUUUAAUGUGGUGGUUGUCGUAUCAUUUGAUUUAAAUAACAUAAAUGCGAGAAAUCUAUAAAACAUAUAGCAAGGAAA